GGUUCCACCAUUUAGCACAACUGGAGCGCAGACCGUCCCAAAGCUUUGCUGCUGCUUCAGUGCUCCAUCACUUCAGUGACUGCUCCUUCGUGUCUCAAUGUAAAUUAACUACGCCGGCGACCUUUUAGGUCGCAUUGUUUAUUACAAAGACAUUUUUUGGUAAACCUUUCGUGUCGUCGAACCAUUUUUCUAUCACCAAGGAAACUUCCAAGCAGCUGUGGCUAAGUUUCCGUCGAGCGGUCGGUGUAGUAAAGAAUGCGUUAGCUCGUUCAGCUAGCAGCAGCUUUCUUCGGGAUUUCCAGCAUCAGGAGUGAGCUAGCACUGAGAUUCGUUGGGCUUUAAAUGGUUUUUGUGCCUCCAAACGGGAUCUGACCCUUAUGGAUUAACCGAACGAUUUCGUCUGGUAAAUGAACGGAGAUAAUCGGAAAAGGUUCAGUUUAAGUGCCUGAGCUGUCGCGAGGAUGAGCAGCAAGCGGAGCUUGUUCGUGCGGCUGGUGCCGUGCCGCUGCCUGCGGGGCGAGGAAGAGCCCAUCACCUCGCUGGAUUACUCGCACUGCAGCCUGGAGCAAGUCCCUAAAGAGAUCUUCAGCUUCGAGAAGACACUGGAGGAGCUCUACCUCGACGCCAACCAGAUUGAGGAGCUGCCCAAACAACUUUUCAACUGCCAGUUGCUUCAGCAUUUGAGUCUACCGGACAACGAUCUAACGGUCCUGCCACCGGGCGUGGCAAACCUCAUCAAUCUCAGGGAGCUGGACAUCAGCAAGAACAGCAUCCAAGAGUUUCCUGAAAAUAUCAAGAACUGCAAAGUCCUGGCAAUAGUAGAAGCAAGUGUGAACCCAAUAUCCAAGCUCCCAGAAGGUUUCACACAGCUUCUCAGUCUGACCCAGCUCUAUCUGAACGAUGCCUUCCUCGAGUUCCUGCCAGCCAGCUUUGGCAGACUGACCAAACUGCAGAUCCUGGAGCUGCGGGAGAAUCAGCUAAAGAUGUUGCCAAAGAGCAUGCAUAAGCUCACGCAGCUGGAGCGCUUGGAUCUGGGGAGCAAUGAGUUCACUGAAGUGCCUGAGGUUUUGGAGCAGCUCAGUGGAAUCAGAGAGCUGUGGAUGGAUGGAAACAAAUUGACGUUUUUACCAGGGAUGAUCGGGGCGCUGAAGCAGCUCUGCUACCUGGACGUGUCUAAAAACAACUUGGAGAUGGUUGAUGAGAAGAUAUCGGGCUGUGAAAACAUGCAGGAUCUUCUGUUGUCCAACAAUGCUUUGGCGCAGCUGCCAGGGUCUAUAGGUUCACUAAAGAAACUGUCUUCUCUGAAGGUGGACGAUAACCAGCUCAUGUACCUCCCUGAUGCAAUAGGAGGUCUUGCCGCUCUGGAAGAGCUGGACUGCAGUUUCAAUGAGAUCGAAGCGCUGCCCUCCUCCAUUGGCCAGUGUGUCAACCUGCGAACGUUUGCUGCCGAUCACAACAUGCUCACACAUAUGCCUUCAGAGAUGGGCUGCUUGAAGAACGUCACUGUGCUCUUCCUGCACUCCAACAAGCUGGAGUUUCUGCCGGAGGAGAUGGGCGACAUGCUGAAGCUCAAGGUCAUCAAUCUCAGCGACAACAAGUUGAGAAAUCUUCCAUACAGUUUCACCAAGCUCAACCAGAUGACUGCAAUGUGGCUGUCUGAAAAUCAGUCCAAGCCGCUGAUUCCCCUGCAGAAAGAGGAGGAUCCAGAAUUGCACAAGACCGUUCUCACCAACUACAUGUUUCCUCAGCAGAGCCGAACUGAGGAGUAUGUGCCCAACUCGGACAGCGAAAGCUUUAACCCGUCUCUGUGGGAGGAGCAACGUAAGCAGCGGGCACAAGUGGCGUUUGAGUGUGACGAGGACAAAGACGAGAGGGAGACGCCCACGCGGGUCAGUUCCCACUGUCCGCUUCUGCCAAGGGAGGGCAAUCUGAAGCGAUACCCCACGCCAUACCCCGAUGAGCUGAAGAACAUGGUGAAAACAGCCCAGUCUGUGGCUCACAGACUCAAAGAGGAUGAGUCCAGCGACGAAGCAGGAAAGGAGACCAGGGUCACGGAGAGAAACCAUAUCGGAGUGCAGGAUGUCGGAGUGAAGGUGAUUGAAGGUCCAUGCGCUAAUGGAAAAGCUGUUGAGAUUGAGCCCUUGAACAGCCACCAAAAUCAUGAAUCACGAGAUGUAGUGGACUACAGUGUUGAAAGGAUCCCUCUAAAGGCAUCAGACAACAUGAGAACUAUGGUUAACCACGAUGACACUCUCGAGGACUCAGAGGAGCUGUCGUCCGAGGAAGACGAAAUGAAGAUGGCUGAGAUGAGACCGCCGCUCAUCGAGAUCUCCAUUAACCAGCCUAAAGUAGUGGCCUUGAGCAAAGACAAAAAGGACGAUGGAAAGGAUGCAGACUCUUUGCUGGAUGACACAGUUGCCAACAGCAACCAGAACAACAGCAACUGCUCAUCACCUUCGCGCAUGUCUGAUUCAGUGUCAUUAACCACAGACAGCAGUCAGGACAACUCCCUCUGCACUCCAGAGAGAGAGUCCAAGAUGCCCCUCGUCCCUAAGAACGGGCAAGAGGAUGAGAACCUGAACCAGUUGAAGCAGACAACCCCACUUCUUCAGAACGGCAACGGUUCAGAGAUGUCCCUGCAGACCAUCCUGAAGAACCAGCAAACUUAUGAAAGCAAAUCGGACAAGAUGGCCGACUACAGCCUCUCCAUGGAGGAGAGGCUUGCCUUUAUUGAGAAGGGUAUUAACAAUGGCAUGGCGGACCAGUACAGCAGGUGGGAUCAGAUCAACAUGAACGUGGCCAAACUACCACCUGACAACAUGUUGUCGUACGAGGACCUGGAAAGGACCAAAGUCUCCUCGGCUAAGGAAUCCAUGUCAAGCAACAACAAUGCCACGGCGGUAUCGCUUGAGAACCUUGAAAAUGGGAAUAGGCUUCAAAAAACCCAGUCGGGGGAGAAUUUUAAUGGACGCACAGAUCAGGUUCCUUUGAGGUAUGAAACCGUUAGGACCGUCUCGACAGGCGUAACAGCGUUGAGCGAUAUGAGUCUUUCUCGUAGCACGGAGGAGCUGUCACCAGAGAAGAAGUGUCCUCCUGUUGUGAAAUCUCAGAGUGUCUCCAACAUGGACACUGGUGGAAUGAGGCUGUACUCCAUCGAGGGUGAAAGCCCCUCAUACGAGGUUGCGUGCUCAGCCAGAACGUCUGUAACCGGUGCUCAAGGCCAGAGCAUCGUUCGAUCAAAAUCCGCUUCUUUGCUUAACGACCAACCUUUGCAGAUCUACCCCGGUUCUUCAGCUUCCUCAUCUGACCUACUGUCUGGCUCCAAACCUUCAGCUAGCACCGUCCGUUACCCUGCUGGGCCCCCGCCACAGUACAACAUUCAGUACGCCAGUAGCGCCGUGCCCAAAGACAAUCUAUGGAGCCAACGUACCCCCAUUCCACCCGAUCAACAGUACCUGCCUCCGCAGCAUUCCUUGGCCAACACCAACUACUCCAACCGCAACAACGCCCCUCCCUAUCCUCAGCCCCAACAACGUGGCCCACCUAAGACCCCAGACAUGUGGGCGAAGGAAAGGAUGCUUCCAUCCGGUGGACAGCGUGGCACCUUGCAAAGACAAGGUAGCGGAUCUGGUGCCCCCGUGUGCAUAACGGACCCACGUCGCAUGCCGGGAAUGGAGGGGGAGUAUAUGACCUACAGGGAUAUUCACACGGCAGGCCGUGGGCCCCUUCAGAUGAGCCAGGCUCUCCACAGACCCCUGUCAGCUCGCACGUACAGCAUGGACAGCCCUAACACUCCCCGGCCUCAAAGCGCCCGGCCCCCACCACACGAGCUUCCGGAGAGGACCAUGUCCGUCAGCGAUUUCAACUACCAGCAUGGCAGCCCCGGAAAACGGCCCAACAUGAGGGUAAAGUCCGAGCACUCGCUGCUGGAUGGUCCGGUUGGGGGAGGCGGCAGGGUUCCAGCCGAUUGGAGAGAUCAUGUCAUGAGGCACAUCGAAUCCAAGAAAAUGGAGAAGAGAGGUCUUUCUCGGUCUUUGGCCACUCUCAAUGGCAGUCAGAUAUCUCUGGCCUUUAGCGUUGUAGACGAACGGCGGUUUGGAUCUCAUUGGGCCAGCGAUGAUGUUUUUAGUCCUCAAGGACAGCAUGGCUAUCAUAUCGACACUCUCAGAAAAGUGCCUUUGAUGAACGGCCAAAUGUGUCCUCCGGGGAGACCUCCAAUGAGCUGCGGUCAGCCACCAGUAGCACGCCACCCCUCCAGAGAGCAACUCAUCGACUACUUGAUGCUCAAAGUAUCCCAGCAGCCCCAGGGCCCUCCGCGAGUCUCCCACGAUGCAAUGCAACAGGAGCUCCAUGUAAAGAUCGAGAAGAACCCUGAGCUUGGUUUCAGCAUAUCAGGUGGAGUCGGUGGCCGUGGAAAUCCCUUCCGCCCGGAUGAUAAUGGUAUUUUUGUGACUAGGGUUCAGUCAGAUGGACCUGCUUCAAAGACUCUUCAACCUGGAGACAAAAUCAUCCAGGCAAACGGGUACAGCUUCGUCAAUAUCGACCACGGACACGCAGUGUCUCUCCUGAAGACCUUCCCCAGCAUCGUCGAUCUAAUCAUCGUUCGAGAGAUGGCAGCAUAGAUGUAUCUGAAUGUUCACCGUCAUAUUCCAGUGCUAUAUAGUCAAUCUGAACAAGUGUUUGUCCACCGUCGGUUAUAAGGGGCAGAACCACUGCAUCCAGUGGAAGACGGACACCGUCUGGAGCAUGCGUCUUAAAGAUUUACGCCUUCACUGUGGGAUAGCCUGUUGGUGUUGUCCGACCAAUAUGAAACCUGUGCUUUUUGUAAAGAUAGUUUUUUCCUUUUUUUUUUAGAGUUCUAGUGGGACAGUAGGUGUAGCUGACCUUUUGAGGGCAGGGCUCUCUACCAUAUCUCACUAUUUUUAAUUUUAUUUUAAAAAUUUUAAAACCACUUUCAUGACCUGUGUGAGAUUUUGAACUAGAGGACAAUGCUACGUGCUUACUGUGCAAACGAAUGUAGAAUUGGGAUACUUGAUGUGAAAUUCGUUUUUUGUUGGCCUGGUGGAUAAAAUGCCCAUUAUUUCCUCAUCUGGAUGACAAGCUCGCUGAUAAACGCUAUCAGCUGUUAUAUCUUGAUCUCCUGUCCAGUCCUUCAGGAAUGUUCCUCUGAGUCUUUUUCAUCCCCGCUUACUUGUAUUGAUCAAAAAUGUAGGAUGUAGACUUUCGCCCAGAUGCCACCUUGCAAGGAUGCGCUGAAAUGCUUCCUGUACGUGAACUGUGGAUGGGAACGCCGUCAAGAGAAACUUCCAUGAAGAUUUGAAACUAGAUGAGAUUUUACAGCCUCGUUGAAAGACUGAAAGUGGUGCAAGCUAUUUUAACCAAAGCAUGCUGGGACAUUGUGCCUGGGCGACACUGCUGGCGUAAGCGGGACGUUACUUCAGAAAAUUUGGUGGCCACCUUAUUCCAAUGCCCACUAAACUAUUCGGAAGCACUCCUGGUGUUCACGCUUAAAAGACUUGUUGGUAUCGAAAUGGUUUUCUAUUCUGUAAAAAAGAAUGGUUAUAUUUUAUUCUCCUACAGAACAUCCUAACGUUUGUGUAGUGUUUCAAUCACGGAUGUUAUCUUUUGAUGCAGGGCUAAGGAAACGACAUGUCAAGUGCCAUAGACCCUGAACUGUCACAAUGGGUUCGACCCAGAGCAAUACUCACUGAUCUACGCCGUGUAUUCAGUGGCCUUAUCGGGCUGACGUAUGACACAGUGGGCGUAAGAGCAAUAGAAAGUCAUUUAAUUCCAUUCGCAAGAUGCAGUCGGCUACGUUUUUUAUAAUAAAGAAAACUCAUUUAGUAUUUCUUGAUUGAUACAGCAUUUUAUAUUGUAAAUCUUUGAUGAGAACAUAGGAAACGGCAAAAAAAAAUAGUUUGUAAAGUCUAAACAAUGUGAGAAUGAAUGUCUUGUCGUGUCCUCCUCCAUUAGCGAUUGCACUGCUGUUUUCGAAAAGACCUACAAGAUUAUCGUCACCAGUGUAUGUGAAUACAAUGACAUCAGCUUCCUUGGUUGUAAAAAAUAAUUGGAAAAGCUACAAAGAUUUGUAAAAUGUUAAUUGUAAUGUUUGUAUUUGAUGAAGUAGGCCACGAAUGCUUUUUCCAAUGUGUACACGCAACGAGAACGGCAAACUUUUGAUCAUUGUACUUCGCUUAUUUGCAUGACAUUUUGAUUGUUUUACACUGUAUUCUUCGCUAGACUGGAGCGCUAAAUGAAUUGAAGUAAUCAGAUUAACGCAUACUGACAAUGUGACAAAUCCACAAUUUACACGGAUGUGAAAGAGCACUGUCACCACAUUUUUCAAGACCUCUUUUUAAUUUAAAUACUUUUCAUGCAAAUCAUUUUUAAAUCAUUUUCCGAUUAGUCCAAAUUUUUUUAUUUUGUAGUAUUGAUGCUGUGCACCCAAAGUAUGUCAUGAUGCUAUCAGUUAACAUUGCUUUCGAAUUGCAAAUGAAUUUGCCACAUUUUAAUUUAGUCAUAAAAACAAAACCAAGUUAACUGUGAAAUGAUUCUGAUGUCACAAUACGUUUAUUAUUUUUUUUGUGGAUGCAUUUUGUCAUGAAUCAGUCUGGUGUAGAUCAAUUUGACUGUCAUGCUUUUUGUUUCGUCUGCAAAAAUGUAAUUUUACUCUAUCAAAAAGGUUGUUUUUUUAUUGUCCCACCUUUUAUUUAUUUAGAACAACACCUUUUUAGUGAUUACUAAUCAAAAUGUAAAUACUUUUUAAAAGGAUUGAUUUAUUCAUGGCAUUAGUGAUUGUUUUAAAACCAGCAAUAAUUUGCAUCACAAAGCAGCCCUUUUAAUGUAUAGCUAUUUCGAAGGUUUCUCUGGAAGCGGCUACUAUUAAAACGAUUGGUAUGCAUUUAUUCAACAUUCCAGAUUUUGUAAAUAAUUUUGCUUUCCAUGAUGGUCUCUGGAAAGAAUAAAUCAACUAAUGCUCUUUCAAAAAG
Molecule: messenger RNA, 6989 nt
Organism: Misgurnus anguillicaudatus (oriental weatherfish)
Lineage: Eukaryota; Metazoa; Chordata; Actinopteri; Cypriniformes; Cobitidae
Gene: erbin
Product: erbb2 interacting protein
Biological process (GO): embryo development; neurotransmitter receptor transport, endosome to postsynaptic membrane; establishment or maintenance of epithelial cell apical/basal polarity
Cellular component (GO): basolateral plasma membrane; postsynaptic membrane; postsynaptic density
Molecular function (GO): protein kinase binding
Source: RefSeq, a predicted model, not a curated record